CAUCGUUUCCCUUCCCAUUGCGUUGUUGAAAACAUGAAAGCAUAACCAUCAUCAUCAUCAGCAGGAGCAGCAGCAGCAGCAUCAGCGCACGAUAGCGACAAGUGUACUCUUUUUACCGUACCUGCUGACUACGUUUUCCAAUCGUGCAUUGUGCGAUAGCCUGUAUCAGCCAACGGCUUACGACGCUGGUUUGCUGAAUCCAUCUGCCUUAAACCUUCCUCGCUAUCCGGAAGCUGCGUCCGAAGACGCCACACGAUCUCUGCCUUCAAAGACUGAUUGCAAUAAGGUUGCUCGCUAUUGUUGUUUGGAGGUUAAGGUGAUUUGCAAAACAGUAAGCAGAGGAACCUGAUGUGGAAGUAGUGGCAUCGUAUCGCAGCACAGUACGAAAGAGAGAAGGUUGCCCACAGGAUAUACCGGAAAGGAUCGAACCAUCGUCAGCAAGCGGCUUACAGUGCAAGCAGUGCAAGCUUCACAAUUGACACAUUACAAAUGCCCAGAGGUAAACGUCGUCACGCCAUAGACAUGAGGCCCAGCGAAGAGGACCAACAGUCGACCAAAAGGCAACGAAAUAGUUAUCAAAGCUCUAGGCGUUACAGUAAAUCGGAAGACGCCUUCAGUCAGAAGCGAUGCCUUGCCUGGUUCCGGGAGUACACCACACCGGACGAUACGGACACUUUAGGGCCGGAAGGUAUGGAAAAGUUCUGCGAAGACAUUGGCGUGGAACCGGAAAAUGUGGCAAUGCUUGUGCUGGCGUACAAGAUGGGUGCCAAACAGAUGGGCUUCUUUACGCAGAGCGAAUGGUUGAAGGGUCUAACGGAUCUGCAGUGCGACACAGCCUUCAAGGUGCAGUGCAAGCUGGAGUAUCUAAGAAGCAUGCUCAACGACCCGAACUCGUUUAAAAUCAUCUACAGAUAUGCGUAUGAUUUUGCAAGGGAUAAAGACCAGCGUAGUAUGGAUAUUGACACGGCGAAAGCAAUGCUACAGCUACUACUCGGCAAACAUUGGCCACUAUACGCACAAUUUGCCCAAUUCUUAGAGCAGUCCAAGUACAAAGUGAUCAACAAGGAUCAGUGGUGUAAUAUUCUAGAGUUUUCCCGCACCAUCUCCAACGAUCUAACAAAUUAUGACGUCGAUGGAGCUUGGCCCGUAAUGCUCGAUGAGUUUGUAGAAUGGUUAAGACAAUUAAGAGCCCAGUCAACAAUUAGCUGAGGCUUGCUGCGUUAGAAGCCGGGUCCGGAAGUAAGUUAGUACGAAUGCAGACAACCAGUAGGAGAUAAAGCAAGAGCAAAACCCUACGCCUACAUCCACCAACACAGACAUCGAUACUAUCCAUUCGUAAUGCCUCUCUUUUUCAAAUUCAAAACAACGCUCGUUGAAUCUCCACCAAGAGGUCUAGAGAUGCCAUGGCACACAAUAACCAACGUUUGGUUGGCGAGCAGGGUGUCAAUACUGAACGUAAAUUCUUCCCCAACACUGAUGUGAACCGUGAACUGUGUUGGGCAGAAAGUGAUACAUUUUUGAUAAGAUCAUUUUCUGUUUUUGGAUUACUCUUUUCUAUUGUAGAUAUUAAAACGGAUUGUGUUCGUGUGAUGAAACGUUCUAACAUAUACGUUUACGUUUUGCUGUAUACACUAAUGGAACACAUGUUCUAUAGCACAUUAUGUUUUUACCUAUGUUUAUGUUCAUUUUUAGCAAACACAUGGUAGGUUCAUGACAGACAUAUAUAGCAAGAUCGUUUUCUCCUCUGUAUAUCGCGCAUCUCAGCGUUAUUAGCCUCAAACGAAACCAAAAAUAGCGGAACGAAAUGAUAGUUUUUGCAACAUUUGUUUUGUUUUGUUUUUUGUUUUCCACAGCACAAUCCAAUUUUCUUUUUACAAUGCAAUACGAUGAGAUAGGGUUUAAAUGCAAGCAUACAAACGGAAACGCUCAUGGGUAAAGGGAAAUAGAACUGAGGUGAACUGUGUGAGUGAGUGAAUAUUAAGGAAAGGAACAAUAAACGAAAUUGUUUAUGAUAGAUAAAGUAUCCCGGGCCGGUUCCAAUCGAAAGGAAAAACCAUAGCAAACAACACAACACUCCUAAUACGUCCAUGAGCAUGCAAACGGCUGCUACGAAUGGCGGAAGUGAAAAGACCAUAAGAAACGAAGCUGCUUACUGCAGGUUAUUAACGACUAGCUUCACGUGACUGCACGAAACUGUGUACGAUGAGCACAGUGGUACACAAUCUGGCUCGAACGAACUGAUAUUCCAAUAACACUGAAAAGAGUCAAACGAGAAAGAUGGUGACGAUGGUGGCGCAUGAACUGGAUACUAAAAAAGUAAAACCUCCCGUAGGUUAAAAGACAGUAAUCAAACAAUAGAAGGAGAAAAAACUCACAUAAACAUAAAAUAGUUCUUUAUCGAAAUUCGGUUUAGCUCGUAACACGGUUUUUGGCAUAAACAUAAAUACGAAAUUCAUGGGAAAAACAAAUCAUUAUUAUCACUAUUGGAAAGCAACCACUAUACUCACGUAAAAUCAAACUAACAGCAGGAGCAAAAUACGGAGCAAGAACGAAGUACCCCGAGACCAGGUGAAGCUCGGCAAUAAUACAACAUAAAAUAAAAGUCCAAACAUACUUUAUCUUAA
Anopheles funestus (African malaria mosquito) is the source of this 2624-nucleotide messenger RNA. It is a transcript of the gene SCCRO4, whose product is annotated as DCN1-like protein 4. Gene Ontology annotation, biological process: protein neddylation; positive regulation of ubiquitin-protein transferase activity. The transcript has 6 exons. Gene Ontology annotation, molecular function: cullin family protein binding; ubiquitin conjugating enzyme binding; ubiquitin-like protein binding. Lineage: Eukaryota; Metazoa; Arthropoda; Insecta; Diptera; Culicidae. Bases 490 to 1209 code for a protein of 239 amino acids. The record is from RefSeq and is a predicted model, not a curated record. Gene Ontology annotation, cellular component: ubiquitin ligase complex.